Messenger RNA from Penicillium canariense, 1056 nucleotides. RefSeq lists its product as uncharacterized. NCBI's taxonomy places the organism in Eukaryota, Fungi, Ascomycota, Eurotiomycetes, Eurotiales, Aspergillaceae. The transcript is spliced from 3 exons. The record is from RefSeq and is a predicted model, not a curated record. Bases 1 to 1056 code for a protein of 351 amino acids.
AUGCCAUUCUCCAAGUUCGUUAAAUGGUGCCGGGAGCAUACAGAAGCACUCAUAUCCAAUCCCAAUCACAAGAAAUCCUUGGUCCCUCCACCGUCAAUCAACCCCCAACUGCAAAGUCCAUUAUUCGCUCUUCCUUUCGAAAUUCGGAUCAUCAUCUACCGAAUUCUUUUUGGAGACCGGUCCAUACACUACGAGCGUGACUGGGUCGACGAGAAGAGAAAGAAAUGGGUUGUUUAUGCCUAUGUGUGCUUUGCAUCAUCUGAAAGAGUGGAUUGGGAUCACUGUGCCGGCCAUCAGAGGGGGGCCCCUAAUGUGGCAAAAAAUUGGGGGAUGUUUUUGGAUGUGACCCUUCUGUACUCCUGUUGGAGAGCAUAUAUAGAGAGCUUACCGAUUCUCUACGGCAACGAGUUCCGAUUUUCGAAGCGAAGAGAGCUCUGUACCACAUUCCCAAAUCAGGUUACCGCUCCAGGCAUUUCCAGUAUCCGCAGGCUUACUCUCUGGUGGACGCUAGGAAAUGAUAUCCAGCCACAUACAUCUUUGCAAAACAAAGCAAAAUACAAUUUGCUGUGGAGUGCGCUACGGUCCAAAUACACCGCGUUAACUCAUAUCCGCAUAUUCAUCGACUCAGCGUACCUGGCGCCGAUAAAAGACACGCCGAGAGGUAUUUCUGGUGAUACACAGGAUGAGAAAAACCAGCUGUUUUUGUUUCAGAAUGCGUGGCUCGAGGGAUUAGAAGCCAUGAUUGAAGAGAACAAGGACUUGGAAGUGUUCGAGGUGCAUUUCUACACUAAGAUAUAUCGGAUACUGAGGGAGAGGAUAAAACCGUGGCUGAAAGAGAAGGAAGAGGAACGAAAGGCUAGCAAUGGCGCUGUCAGGUAUAAAGCGUACAAGUGCCGGAGUACAGCUAUCAAAUGGCAAGGUUGCCCAGGCGGGUCAUAUGAGGGAGUCGGGACGGACAUCUCGGACGGGAGCUCGCACAUAGGCAUUGAAGACGCCAAAUCCAGAACUACGGAGUUCUGGAUGAAAAAACCAAGAGAAUUCAAGAAUCGGAAAUGA